CGAAGCCACCGCCCAAACUCCCCCCACUCCAGCUCCUCCAAAGGCUGCCUUCCGCACGGGAUACCCCGCUGGCAUGUUCGGAGCGUCUUCCGAGGAAGCGCAUCAGACGUUGCCGAACCGUCCGCGAGGCUUGUGUGAAGGGAGUUUCGGAAGCUCGGCGAGUGAGUAGUAACGCCAGAGGCGUGUCUUCGUUCCGCUGCUCCUUUUAACUCUUCGUUUUUCUUCAAAGAUUAAACCUCCCUUGAGGAAGCGCUCCUGAGCAAACACUUCGGCGUAGAGUGCCGUUCGUGGGAGUUUUGAGUAAGGAGGCGUAAUAAUCACGAUGUUGCCAAUUUGGAGUCUUUGGUUUAUCUCAAUUGCUGGAGCUAAAAGUUUUUCUGCUGAAAAGAGCAUCCCAUUUUGUGAUGUUGCUGAUUGCAAUUUUCAUGGGAAAAGUCUGCAUUCAGUUCCACUGGGCCUAUCAGAUGCUGUCUUGGGACUGGACCUGGCCUUCAAUAGCAUUGUGCAUAUCCGAGAUGCUGACCUAAAGUUUGCAGUCAAUCUUAGAACACUUUUGCUUCAAUCCAAUUUAAUUCAGACAAUUGAUGAGAAUGCCUUUGACUUCCUUGGAAAGCUGGAGCAUUUGGAUUUAUCAUGGAAUAACCUGAACUACUUGUCAUCCACUUGGUUCAGAAAUCUUUCUUCUUUACAGAAAUUAAACCUAAAGGGGAAUUCCUACUCAACACUUGGGAAAUUUCCAUUAUUUCCUGGCUUACAAAAGCUGAGAUAUCUAUACUUGGGAAAUGAUAAAUUCUCUUCUUUACAGACAAAAGAUUUUGAAGGAAUUUCAGUUCUUGAAGAACUGGAGAUUGAGGGACGGAAUCUUAAACAAUAUUCACCAGGAGCUCUACAGUCUCUUGAACGCAUAAAUCACAUUAUUUUGAAUGUUACUGUCAACUCCAUACUGAAUUUGAUUUUAAUUGAUGUUAAACAUUCUGGGGUGUUUCUUGAACUGAGAAACAUACGCCAUAACUUUUUAUCCCUUAUCCGUUAUUUCAAAGAGGUUCCAAUGACUGCUCAAAAGCUUGGAUUUAGAGAGAGUGAUUUUUUAGAAAAUGAGGUGGUUCCUUUUUUUGAUGCGUUAUCUGGUAUGACCCAGUUACAAGAGUUAGAAAUUAUAGAUAGCAGAUUACAAGGUACUGGGCAUUUCCAUAAUAGUCAGCAAAUUUCUACUAAUGUACAUAUAGUAACACUUAGGAAUUUAAAUAUAGAUGCAUUUUAUUUAUUUUCAGAUCUUUCAAGCAUGUGGUAUCUUGUACAGAAUAUUACCAGACUAACCAUUGAAAAUACAAAAGUUUUUCUUGUGCCUUGUGGGCUUGCAAAAAAAUUCCAUUCAGUAGAGUAUCUUGAUUUCAAUACAAAUUUGCUUCAGGAUUUGUUUUUUGAGCAUUCAUUGUGUCCAGGAAGUUGGCCUAAACUGCAGACUCUCAAUGUGAGUCAAAAUUCUUUGACACAUCUUGAUCGGACGGCUCGAAGUGUGGCUCAUUUAGUCAACCUUACUAACCUAGAUGUAAGUCAGAAUAACUUAGAACAAAUGCCAGAAUCAUGUCGUUGGCCAAAAAGCUUGAAAUAUUUAAACAUCUCUGGCUGUAAAGUAGAGAAACUUACAGGUUGCAUCCCUGACUCUUUAGAAAUUCUGGAUGCAAGCAACAAUUUCCUCUAUGAAUUUAAGAUGGGCCUGCCUCAUCUUCAGGAACUUUACCUUAAAAAUAAUAGGUUAAAAACUCUACCAGAUGCUGCCUUCAUCCCUCGUGUAACUUUUGUGACUAUUAGAGAAAACAAUGUUUUUAUGUUCUCUGAGCAGGAAUUGGAAAAGUUUGUAGAACUGAAGUCGCUGGAUGCCCGUUAUAACAGUUUUCAAUGCAAGUGUGAAUUUGUUUCCUUUGUACAGUCUUAUCCAAGAAUAUAUAAUAUCUGUAUUGGUUGGCCUGAAAAUUACAUCUGUGAUUCUCCAGAUUAUAUAAAAGGGGAGCAGAUCGGAGUUGCCCAGCUGCAACUGACUGACUGUCAUUUCAGGUCUUUUGUGUCCAUCCUUUGUAUUCUGAUAAUCCUGAUCAUCGUGGUGUCAGCAUUUCUUUGCUACAAGUUUCAUGUCAUUUGGUAUAUACGCAUGACUUUGGCCUGGCUCAAAGCAAAACGCAAGCCUCAAAGGACCCACAACCAGGCAGUCUGCUAUGAUGCGUUCAUUUCCUACAGUGAACAAGACUCUGAAUGGGUGGAAAAUAUUAUGGUGGAGAUGCUGGAGCAAUCAAACCCUCCACUUAAACUCUGUCUUCAUAAAAGAGACUUCAUGCCUGGCAAAUGGAUUGUAGACAAUAUUAUUGAUUCCAUUGAGAAGAGCUCUAAAACCCUGUUUGUGUUGUCGGAGAAUUUUGUGCGGAGUGAGUGGUGCAAGUAUGAAUUGGAUUUUUCUCACUUCCGUUUUUUUGAUGAGAAUAAUGACACAGCCAUUUUGAUCCUCCUGGAAUCUAUUCCAACAAAAACAAUCCCAGAAAGGUUUUGCAAACUCCGAAAAUUAAUGAGUACCAAAACUUAUCUUGAAUGGCCAAGUGAUAAGGAUCAACAACAGUUAUUUUGGUUUAAUUUGAAAUUGGCAAUAAAAGCCUAGGUGACAAGUUGGUAUAAUACACCCUUUCCAUUACUUUUAGCAGUACCCCUGGUGUGAAGAAUUUGUUAUGGUUCAGGAUAUGCAGUCCAGGCCGGUCCAUUAGCAGGAGGCAAGUAGGCUUCCAGAAGUGUGAUUCCUUGAACCCCAAAUAUUUUCAUCAUCAUGUACUUUGACUGCUUUUCUCUCAGCAGAAAUAUCGAUAACAUCCAACACUACCUUUGUCCAAGUUUUGUACAUGUAUCUCAACUCUUCAGAUAUUUAUGAGAAAGAAGAAAUUAGCAGGGGAGCGUGUAGCAGCUAAGGUACAGUUCUAGCAGAGUCUUGAGAACCAGCAAAUUGAGAGAUUGAGAUAACUGAUAGAUAAAAUUUGUGAAGUGCAUUAAGCCACUUUUUGCUUUACUGUGAUAUAUUAAACAAGAUGUAACCUGAAGUCAUGCAUCAUGCUAAGCUGUAAAUCUUGAUUUACAAAUCACAGGGCCCUGUAUAGCACAAUAAGCCAAACCCAAAGAAGCCACACAGUGUUUAGAGUGAUGUGUCCACUGAGUUAACUUAGGUGUGACAAGCAAAUGAGGCCAGCAGGGGAACCAACACGGAUAGUUUUUCAGUCAUGAUUAAUUAUAAAAACAAACAAACCAGCAUCUAUUACAUUCAAUGCUGAACAAGAGUAUAUAUUAUAUGAUUGUUUAUUGUUUAAAUAUUAAACAAUAAGUAUAAAUACACUGUAACUUAAGUCUUUUUCUAUUGUUUUUUUUAGGAUUUGAUGGUUGCUAAGAUCAGACAACCACUUGAUGGCAUUUAAUUGCUAGAUGGCAUUUUAUUGGUUUUUAUUAUCUUUUGAAAGCUUCCGGGAGCCAUUAAGAGAUAGGCAGCAUAUAAAUCAGUUAAAAGCAUAAAAUGAAGAAGUUGUUUAUUUUUUUAUUUUUUUUUAUUUCCAAUUUAUAUAUUUAUAUAGUUGAAUGUAUCCUAAGAAGAACCAUAAACUGGAACUUCCUGUCGUCUUCAGUGUUUGAGAAAAUGACCAGCACAUUUGCAUUAAGCUUCAUUUAUUUUUUUGAAGGGCAAAAAGCACUUCCUGUAGCUAUUUUAGUUUACUGUGAAAAAUGUAUUUUCUGGUAAGAUUUUGCAUUUAUCGAUUUAAAUAAAGUACAUAACUAUUUGGUA
This is a messenger RNA of Pantherophis guttatus, 3808 nucleotides long. It is a transcript of the gene TLR2, whose product is annotated as toll like receptor 2. Gene Ontology annotation, cellular component: signaling receptor complex; plasma membrane. Gene Ontology annotation, biological process: toll-like receptor signaling pathway; immune response; inflammatory response. Gene Ontology annotation, molecular function: transmembrane signaling receptor activity; protein binding; triacyl lipopeptide binding. NCBI's taxonomy places the organism in Eukaryota, Metazoa, Chordata, Lepidosauria, Squamata, Colubridae. The record is from RefSeq and is a predicted model, not a curated record.